Ilex paraguariensis (yerba mate) is the source of this 309-nucleotide messenger RNA. NCBI's taxonomy places the organism in Eukaryota, Viridiplantae, Streptophyta, Magnoliopsida, Aquifoliales, Aquifoliaceae. The record is from the annotation of a GenBank genome assembly.
AUGGCUUCCAUUCCUCAAUACUUCUCCAAUGAGUUCUAUGCUUUCCCUAAUCCAAUGCCCGGCGGAAACAACAGGGGAGGUAUUGCAAUGUGGAGUGGAGAAUGCUUACUGCCCUUUUCCGAUAAUGGGAUACUUAAUGUGGUGCCACCAAAACCUCAUGACAUCGUUCCAUCCAUUUCAAUGUCAUCGUUCCCUGAGCGUCUCGGAAUUUCUGAUAUGGUUGUACCGUCAUUGACGGAGCGUAAUGUCAAUAUGGGUUCAUAUGGCAUCACGGGACCUCAUGGUUUUGAGUGUAGAUACCAACACGAG